Messenger RNA from Paramisgurnus dabryanus, 8622 nucleotides. RefSeq names its product retrovirus-related Pol polyprotein from transposon 412. NCBI's taxonomy places the organism in Eukaryota, Metazoa, Chordata, Actinopteri, Cypriniformes, Cobitidae. Gene Ontology annotation, biological process: proteolysis; DNA integration. Gene Ontology annotation, molecular function: nucleic acid binding; aspartic-type endopeptidase activity. The record is from RefSeq and is a predicted model, not a curated record.
CCAGGCUCAAAAACAUUUGUAGUCUGAGGUAGUGAUAAAAUAAAUAAUUUUAUUAAAUGAUAAAUGAACAAAGAUAUUUCUAAGUAGUAAAAUGAAGAUAAAGUUUUCUAUCAAAUAUGGUUUAUUUACAAUAUAAGUAAAAACAAAGAAAAAUAUAUAGCACUAAAGGAAAAAAAACUAAAGAAAAAGUUUUUGUUGUAAACUUGUUCUGAUUUGUGAUAUUGAUCUGCACUGCACAACUGGGCAGCCAGUUGCGUGUAAGUAGGUCACGCUGACUCCGCCCUAGGCAGGAGCUGCUGGAAAGGGGAAAGAUAGAGAGCAUGAGAACUGAAGCAUGAGCCACAUGUUGCUCAAAUCUUUGAUAAAGUUGGAUUUUUGAGAGGUUUAUUUGCAAAAUACACCUGGGAGAUAAAACUGCCAUCCGGUCAUCAUCCGGUGAAAAUCUGAAGGAGAUAAAAAGAUAUUUUUGUUAUAUGAGGGAAUCGGCCAGUUUUGUUAUCUGAGAAAUCAGAUUCUGGAUCUCUUUACUGUGGACUGCAUUAAUCUGGAACUUCGAAUGUGCAUAGUGUGAGAUGGCGAGCCACCAUGAGACACCUACUUUUCUUCUGUUGAUAUCUGCGUUGCGAUUUCUACAAAUUGUUUCACUGGAUUAUUGAAGGUUUGAUUAUUGAAGCACUGGAACAUUCAUUCUAAGGAACUGAAGAAAGAGAAAUUAUAAAUCUCAUUUGAACUUAUAUACUUGAUUUUUGCGCCUUUUGAACUAUACACUCCAAGGAGUUUCUUGGUAUUUGAGUUUAUUUCGUAAAUUAUACGAAUUGUUACUCUACUUUUAGAGUUGGUGUGCUUUCUUUUACAUUCCUUUUAUUUUAAUUUGUUUAUAUUGUAAUAUUGUCAUACUUAAAUGUGCUUUUCUUCAGUAAGUCUAAAAUUCUAAACAUAACAUAUAAAUAAUUACAUUCAAACUAUAUACACGUGUGUGUGUGUGCCAUUGCCUCCUACGAACCGUGUUGUCUUCUGAUCUAUCUGGCCUAGUGCAUUGUUGCAUUUCAGUGAGUAGUCAUCCCUGAGAAGCCUCAUAGGGGCUACAUAUUCGUGGCGAGCCAGCCAGGAGGCAAAGGAAAACACACACACACACUUACUAAUGAUCAUUUAAAGUUCCCAUUUUUUUUAGUGAGGGAGUUAGCCAUUUUGAAAACAGUUGUAGAAGUAGUGAAAAAACAAAAAAAACAAAUGGAGGUUGUAGAGAAAGAGGGCGUGAAAGUUCCAAAUGCUGUUUUAAUUAGCGGCAUAACUGAUACUGAAGUGGAUGAAGAAAUAUUAGACUUCCUGGCGCAGUAUGGGUCAAUUAUUAGAUCCAUCCCAGUGAUUGAUCCUAGCUUAGAGUCAAAGAAGUCUUUAAUAGUUGAAUUCAGCUCUGGACUAGCAGUUCAAAACCUCCAGGAAAUGCUUCCCUAUGUUCAGCAAGCAGAAGAUAAUCCUGACAUCUCUUUUCAUGUAACAGCUCUAUCAGACACUUAUAUUCAGAAGCUGGGAAAAACCACAACCCAAAGUUAUCUCAAUGAUCUGAAAGAAUUAGCGAGUCGUAGUGGGGAAAGCUUUGAGGAUGUUCUGAAGGGCAUGCUAGAUCAUAUUCAGGAGACAAUUAUCCAAAAGCCAUGUCUUGAACCUACCGUUGUAGGAGCUGACGAGUCAUUACCUGUUCAUUCAACAGAUCCGCCCCAGACUGAGUUCACCUUUAAGCAGUCUCAAGCGCCAAACAAUGCUGCACAACAUCAUACUGUUCCACCAGCAUCUGCAGCCGCAAGCCCAAGGUCCCCAUCGUUCACUGUAAGUGACUUAAACCCACCUGCAGUGCAAAAAGUUGUAGUGGAGCACCUUGUACGCACAAGUGACUUUGCAAUGUCUGGGAAUUCACCAUUGCGGCUCCGUGCUUUCUCCGGGCGAGUUCCCCACCCACCCAAUGAGGCUGAUUAUGAAACUUGGCGCACCAGUGCUGAACUUCUCUGUCAAGACCCAACAGUAUCUGAUUUCCACAGAGUUCGUAGAAUCUGUGAAAGUCUUUUGUCACCAGCAGCAGACAUUGUGAAAUCUCUUAGUCCCACAGCAACGCCUUCAGCUUACAUUCAGCUACUUGACUCUGCUUUUGCUCCCAUUGAGGAUGGUGAUGAAUUAUUCGCCAAAUUUCUAAAUACAUUCCAGAACCCAGGUGAAAAGCCAUCUGCCUACCUACAACGACUGCAUGUGGCAUUGCAGACCACCAUGCGACGUGGUGGAGUACUUAGUUCAGAGGUCGACAAACAUCUGCUUAAACAGUUUUGCAGGGGAUGUUGGGAAAGCCCUUUGCUUCUAGAGUUGCAAUUAGAGCAGAAAAAGAACUCACCUCCAUCCUUUGCUGAGCUGAUGACAAUGUUACGUACUGAGGAGAGCAAACAAGCUUCAAAAAAUGUACGGAUGAAACAACACUUAGGUAAUCCUAAGCCACGUGUUGUAGUAAAUUCUCAAACAGCCAUUAGUGAUGAUGUGACCCAGUUACAUUCCGUUACUGCUCAGUUAGCAAGCCAAAUAACACAGCUCCAAAAGCAGCUCGCAGUGCUAACUUCAAAACAGUCCAAAGAGAAGCAAAACCCAAAGAUAAGUGCUGUCAAACCUGAGAGUAGUCAAGACACGUGUAGUUCUAAGAGAAAAGACAAAAUUUCAGACAAAUCACAGCCAGCUAGACCUAAGCCAGGUUACUGCUUUAGGUGUGGAGAGGAGGGGCAUAUUGCCAGCUCCUGCUCAAAUGAUCCUAAUCCCAUGUUAGUAGCAGAAAAAAGAGAACAACUCAAAAAGCGUCAAAGGGAAUGGGAUUUGCAGUAUGGCAACCUUAAGCCGCAGUCAAACUAAAACCAGUUCCUGCUGCGGGACAAACAGGAACUGGAACCAAAUCAAAGUGUCCCAAACCCCAAAAUGUGUUGAUAGCACGAGCACAGAUGAAUUUACGACAACCAAUGUUACCCAGAGGAUUAAUUGGAGCCAGAUGCACCACCCAAGUGAACAUAGCAGGAGUAACGUGUGACUGUUUGCUCGAUACUGGUUCACAAGUUACCACCAUCACGCAGUCUUUCUACAAUAAAAACCUAAGUGACCAACAAAUUCAUUCUUUAGGUAAUUUACUUGAGGUUGAGAGUGCCAACGGUCAAAAUGUCCCCUACCUCGGUUACGUCGAACUUACCAUCACCUUUCCUAAAGAAUUUGUUGGAGUCAACAUGGACGUACCUACCUUAGCUCUUGUUAUCCCUGAUCUUCCAUCUGCCUUUCAGCCAUCUGUAUUGAUUGGCACAAAUACCUUGGAUGAGCUAUAUAAGGACUUUUCACAUCAAAAACCUCUUUACUUUUCACCCUCUUUUGGGUACAAGCAAGUUCUUAAAAUCUUGGAGUUGCGCCAAAACCAGGCUGUGGAAGGCAAUGUCGGGCUGGUGCGUUUACCUGAGAAGCAACCCCAAGUAAUUCCAGCUGGUCAAAGCGCAGUUCUUUGCGGAACAGCAUCUGUUCAAAGAGUGUACCCUGACAAAUGGGUAGUUGUUGAACACCCAACCUUUUCUUCCUUACCUGGUGGCUUGAUUGUAAAGACAUGCAUAGCUACCCUUGGGGAGUUUAACCCUUGUUACUUACCUGUGGUGAUUUCCAAUCCCACCGCUCAUGACAUCACCAUUCCUUCCAGAUGUAUUGUGGCUGAACUAAAGGCUGUUCAGUCUGUGAAUCCUAGUAAACAGUCAGCCAGUGAAGUUGAUACAGAACCCACUCUGAAGUCUUCUCUUGAAUUCAAUUUUGGAGAUUCGUCCAUUCCGCCAGAAUGGAAAGACAGGCUUACCAGUCGGUUAAGGGAAAUGCCAGAAGUCUUUUCUUUACAUUCUCAAGAUUUCGGGUGCACUGACAAAGUUAAACACAAAAUCAACCUUACGGACGAGACCCCUUUUAAACAUCGGGCCAGGCCUAUACAUCCAGAGGAUAUGGAAGCUGUAAAGAAACAUCUACAGGAGUUGCUCGAUGCAGGAGUCAUACGAGAAUCUGUGUCCCCUUAUUCCUCACCAAUUGUCGUUGUGAAAAAGAAAAGUGGGGAUGUCAGAUUAUGUAUAGACUAUCGGAAACUGAACCAACGAACCAUAAAAGAUGCUUAUGCACUUCCAAAACUGGAGGAUACCUUUAUGGCUUUGACAGGAUCCAAGUGGUUCUCGGUACUUGACCUGAAGUCUGGAUUUUACCAAAUUGAGGUCGAGGAGAAGGAUAAGGCAAAGACCGCGUUUGUGUGUCCCUUGGGAUUCUACGAAUUUAACCGUAUGCCACAAGGGGUCACUAAUGCACCAAGCACUUUUCAGAGAAUCAUGGAGAAGUGCAUGGCAGACAUUAAUCUCCGUGAAGUUCUCGUGUUUAUUGAUGAUAUAAUUGUGUUCUCCAAAGACUUGGACGAGCAUGAAGAAAGGCUAUUCAGGGUCUUAAACAGGCUCAAGGAAUAUGGCUUAAAACUUGCUCCAGAGAAAUGCAUCUUUGCACAGUCCUCAGUCAGGUACCUUGGACAUAUAGUGUCCGACAAAGGUGUGCAGACCGAUCCAGACAAAGUGGCAGCUGUCAAAACCUGGCCGGUUCCUAGGAAUCUGAAAGAACUUCGGUCCUUUCUAGGAUUUGUAGGUUAUUACCGCCGUUUUGUCAAAGAUUUCUCGAAAAAAGUCAAGCCCCUAAAUGACUUAACUUCAGGAUACCCCCCUGCUCGUCGGGACACAAAGCCAAAUAAAAGUGGACAGUAUUGGAACCCGAAGGAUUCUUUUAGCAGUAGAUGGACAACUACUUGCCAAAGAGCAUUUGAUCAAAUAAUUGAGGAACUCACUACUGCUCCCGUAUUAGCAUUCGCUAACCCAAAAUUACCAUAUGUUCUGCACACAGAUGCUAGCACAUCAGGGCUAGGUGCCGCUUUAUACCAAGAGCAGGACGGGCAAAUGAGGGUAGUUGCUUAUGCAAGUCGGGGACUCUCAUCCAGCGAAUCCAAGUAUCCCGCCCAUAAAUUAGAAUUCCUAGCGUUAAAAUGGGCGGUCACAGAGAAAUUCCAUGAUUUCCUUUAUGGCAGCACCUUCACAGUAGUGACAGAUAGUAACCCCCUAACCUAUGUUCUUUCCACUGCCAAGCUUGAUGCAGCAGGGUAUAGGUGGUUAGCUGCGCUCUCUACUUAUGACUUUAAGCUGCAGUACAGGUGCGGGAGGCAAAACAUUGACGCUGAUGGGUUGUCUCGCCGACCUCAUACAAACCUUUCUGUAGAUGAUGCCUCUCACAAUGAACAGAACCAAAUACUUACCUUUGUUGAACGGCUCACUGAAGAGGCAGGAGAGAGAAAAAUUAGCAGUGAAGUAGUGAGAGCCAUAUGUGACAGUCGUCUUACCCAACAGUCAGAGUAUGUGCACGACUUACCUGUUACCUUCAUUAGUUCUCUGACAAUGCAGACGGCUGCAGUGCCCGAUGAUUACUCACAAGAAGACCAUUGUGGGGGAUUACCAAGUAUUCCCCAUCUAUCUUCUUUAGAGAUCCAAAGAGCUCAACUGGCCGAUCCCUGUAUCAGAGAAGUUAUCACCCAAAUUCAGACUGGAGAAUCUCCUUCAAGAACUGUCCGUGACGCUCUUCCUAGGUUACCUUACCUUCUCAGAGAAAAGGAACGUUUGGAGUUCCAUGAUGGAGUUCUCUAUCGAAGGAGAAGUGUAGCUGAUAAGACAACAUAUCAGUUGGUUCUGCCGGAAGAAUUUCAUUCCGACGUCCUUAAAUAUCUACAUGAUGACCUUGGUCAUAUGGGAAUUGACCGUACUUUAGAGUUGGUGCGGAACCGUUUCUAUUGGCCCAAAAUGGCUUCGGACAUAGAGUAUAAGAUCAGAACGUGUGGUCGAUGUAUACGGCGAAAGGUCCUACCUGAAAAGGCUGCACCACUAGUGAACAUUACAACCAACCGGCCUUUACAGUUAGUAUGCAUGGAUUUUCUUACACUUGAGCCUGAUCGCAGCAACACUAAGGAUGUGUUGGUAAUAACAGAUCACUUUACUAAAUAUGCCCUGGCUAUUCCUACUCCAAACCAAAAAGCCAAGACUGUUGCGAAGUGUUUGUGGGAGCAGUUCAUAUGUUACUAUGGCUAUCCAGAACGCCUUCACAGCGAUCAAGGCCCUGAUUUUGAGUCGCAGCUAAUUAAGGAAUUGUGUGAUAUUGCUGGAGUGCGGAAAGUAAGGACAACCCCAUACCAUCCGAGGGGAAACCCAGUUGAAAGAUUCAACAGGACCUUGCUAAACAUGCUUGGAACUUUGGAAGCCAAGAAGAAAAGUUGCUGGAAAGAGUUUGUAAAGCCACUCGUACACGCUUACAACUGUACCAGAAAUGAAACCACCGGGUUUAGCCCUUAUGAGCUUAUGUUUGGGCGACAACCUAGGCUUCCAGUAGAUCUAGCAUUUGGAUUACCCAUAAAAGACAAGAUGGAUGUAACACACUCUCAGUAUGUAAAGAACCUAAAGUCAAACCUCAAGGAAAGUUUUCGGAUCGCAGUCGAAAAUUCCAAAAAGAUGGCUGGAAAAAAUAAAGCUCGCUAUGAUAGACAUGUUGUUGCAUCAGUAUUGGAAAAAGGUGACAGAGUUCUCGUGAGAAACGUCAGAUUGAGAGGAAAGAAUAAACUUGCUGACAAAUGGGAAGAAAUGGUCUACGUUGUGAUUGAUCAACAUGGUGAUUUACCUGUGUACAAAGUGUGUCCUGAGUUUCAAACCGGGCCCAUUCGGACUUUACAUCGUGACUUAUUACUUCCUUGCGGAACCCUCUCUUCUGAUGUAAAAGAGCAUGAGUCACCAAGUCCAGUUCCGAAGCGUAAAACUCGUAGUAGAGCAGUCUGUGAAGAUUCUGAAAAUAUUCCUGACUCAGAUGAGGAGGUUUACUAUUUAGGACCCCAAUUAGAUGUUGUACAUGAGUCUUACACACUUCACACUUCUGAAGUUACGCAUCCUGAGAGAAAUACUGUUAAAUUUUUGAAGGCGAGCUCAGAGAAUGAAACCCCAAAUGGUGAGGUUCAGCCUGAAGAAAACUUACCUGGAGAUCCUGAAGAAAACUUACCUGGAGAUCCUGAAGAAAACUUACCUGGAGAUCCUGAAGAAAACUUACCUGGAGAUCCUGAAGAAAACUUACCUGGAGAUCCUGAAGAAAACUUACCUGGAGAUCCUGAAGGAAACUUACCUGGAGAUCCUGAAGGAAACUUACCUCUGAGUCUUGAAGUCGAACCUGAAAGAGAGAACACAGUCCAGCUAACUCAUUCAGCUACCUCGGUGGCAAGUGAAUCAAGUGUGGAUAGAUCUGGCUCUGCUGGAGAGGAAUUAAAUAAUGUUAAAGUUGCUGAAACUUGUACAGGAGUCCAAGAACCUGAGGAGAUCAUAGAUGGAAAUGAGCUAAGAAGAUCUACCAGAAUUAGAGAGAAACCCAAGGUGUUAACUUACCCUAAAUUUGGAAAUCCUCUGAUUACAAUAGUUCAGUCCCUUCUUCAAGGUCUGAAUGAUGCUUUUUCAGAGUCCUUGCAAGAACAUUCCCAAUUGAGUUGUCCUGUAUCUCAAGAGUAUGUACUCACUAAGGAUGUGCAAAGGGACUUGCAAGAUUUUAAGGGGGGAGGGUGUAACCCAGGCUCAAAAACAUUUGUAGUCUGAGGUAGUGAUAAAAUAAAUAAUUUUAUUAAAUGAUAAAUGAACAAAGAUAUUUCUAAGUAGUAAAAUGAAGAUAAAGUUUUCUAUCAAAUAUGGUUUAUUUACAAUAUAAGUAAAAACAAAGAAAAAUAUAUAGCACUAAAGGAAAAAAAACUAAAGAAAAAGUUUUUGUUGUAAACUUGUUCUGAUUUGUGAUAUUGAUCUGCACUGCACAACUGGGCAGCCAGUUGCGUGUAAGUAGGUCACGCUGACUCCGCCCUAGGCAGGAGCUGCUGGAAAGGGGAAAGAUAGAGAGCAUGAGAACUGAAGCAUGAGCCACAUGUUGCUCAAAUCUUUGAUAAAGUUGGAUUUUUGAGAGGUUUAUUUGCAAAAUACACCUGGGAGAUAAAACUGCCAUCCGGUCAUCAUCCGGUGAAAAUCUGAAGGAGAUAAAAAGAUAUUUUUGUUAUAUGAGGGAAUCGGCCAGUUUUGUUAUCUGAGAAAUCAGAUUCUGGAUCUCUUUACUGUGGACUGCAUUAAUCUGGAACUUCGAAUGUGCAUAGUGUGAGAUGGCGAGCCACCAUGAGACACCUACUUUUCUUCUGUUGAUAUCUGCGUUGCGAUUUCUACAAAUUGUUUCACUGGAUUAUUGAAGGUUUGAUUAUUGAAGCACUGGAACAUUCAUUCUAAGGAACUGAAGAAAGAGAAAUUAUAAAUCUCAUUUGAACUUAUAUACUUGAUUUUUGCGCCUUUUGAACUAUACACUCCAAGGAGUUUCUUGGUAUUUGAGUUUAUUUCGUAAAUUAUACGAAUUGUUACUCUACUUUUAGAGUUGGUGUGCUUUCUUUUACAUUCCUUUUAUUUUAAUUUGUUUAUAUUGUAAUAUUGUCAUACUUAAAUGUGCUUUUCUUCAGUAAGUCUAAAAUUCUAAACAUAACAUAUAAAUAAUUACAUUCAAACUAUA